Messenger RNA from Xenopus laevis (African clawed frog), 1995 nucleotides. RefSeq lists its product as uncharacterized. The record is from RefSeq and is a predicted model, not a curated record. The coding region runs from base 161 to 1768 and encodes 535 amino acids. Lineage: Eukaryota; Metazoa; Chordata; Amphibia; Anura; Pipidae. The transcript has 14 exons.
CCCGCGCAAGGUGCUGCUCGCGUUUCCCCCAGCGGCUGAUGUUGGUAGUGCAGCCUCGGUGGGUUCAGGGGGCCGGGCAAGUCGGGCAGGAGCUGCAGACACUCGCACAGACGUUGGGACCUUCAGUUUGGUUGACGUGUGACUGGGAGAGAGCGGAACCAUGGAGAUGCUCAAGUUAUGGGGACUGGAUGGGUGCACGGUGACCUUCGCUCUUGUUGCCGGGUUCCUGGGCCUUGUCUACUGGUACUCCGUGUCUGCAUUCUCACAGCUGGAGAAAGUUGGGAUAAAGCAUCCAAAGCCUCUGCCCUUCAUUGGUAACGUCAUGCUCUUCCAAAAGGGAUUUUGGGAAGGAGACCGACAUCUUCUAAAAACGUAUGGUCCCAUUUGUGGAUAUUACAUGGGGAGGCGCCCGAUGAUUGUCAUAGCGGAACCAGAUGCCAUUAAACAGGUUCUGCAGAAAGAUUUUGUCAACUUCACUAACCGAAUGAAAUUCAAUUUGGCGACCAAGCCCAUGAGUGACAGUCUGCUGUGUCUCCGAGAUGACAAGUGGAAGCGCGUGCGCAGUGUGCUGACUCCAUCUUUCAGUGCCAUACGAAUGAAAGAGAUGUGCCCCCUAAUAAACCAAUGCUGUGAUGUUUUAGUGGAUAAUCUGCAGGAGUACGCCAGCUCUGGAGAGGCAUGUAAUGUGCAGAGAUGCUAUGCCUGCUUUACCAUGGAUGUGGUUGCCAGUGUGGCGUUUGGCACUCAGGUGGAUUCUCAGAAAGACCCCGAACAUCCCUUAGUUCAGAACUGCAAAAGGUUCCUGGAACAAUUUACCCCUUUCAAACCCCUGGUCCUACUGUGCUUGGCAUUUCCGUCUAUCAUGAUCCCCAUCGCCCGACGGCUUCCCAAUAAACAGCGAGACCGAAUAAACAGCUUCUUCCUCAAGGUCAUUAGGGACAUCAUCGCUUUCCGAGAGAAUCAGCCGCCUAACGAGAGACGCCGCGACUUCCUGCAGCUCAUGUUGGAUGCUCGGGACUCGGCCGGCCACGUGACGGUGGAUCACUUUGACAUAGUCAACCAAGCAGAUCUCUCGGUACCACGGAACAGCCCCUUGGAGAAGCAGGACCGGGGUCAGGAUUCACCCAGAAAAUCCACCAAAAAGCUGAACGAAGAGGAGAUACUGGGACAGGCCUUCAUCUUCCUCAUCGCCGGAUACGAGACCACUUGCAGCCUACUCUCGUUCGCCUCCUACCUGUUGGCCACUCACCCGGAAUGUCAGAAGAAGCUGCUCAGGGAGGUGGAUGAGUUCGGCCGAGAGCAUAAAGAAGCCGACUACAAUACGGUGCAUGAGCUGCCCUAUAUGGAAAUGGUGAUCAAUGAGACCCUGCGUAUGUACCCGCCCGCAUACAGGUUUGCCAGGGAAGCUGCCCGGGAUUGCACCGUGAUGGGGCUGAAUAUCCCAGCUGGGGCUGUGGUGGAAAUUCCCAUUGGGUGCCUGCAGAACGAUCCGCGAUUUUGGCACGAGCCCGAGAAAUUUAAUCCUGAAAGAUUUACAGCAGAAGAAAAGCAGAAGCGCCACCCGUUUCUGUUCCUCCCGUUUGGAGCCGGGCCCCGGAGCUGCAUUGGGAUGAGACUCGCCCUACUGGAAGCCAAGAUCACCCUGUACCGAAUCUUGAAGAAUUUCCGCUUCCAGACAUGUGACCUUACACAGAUCCCUCUCCAGCUCAGUGCAAUGUCCACGCUGAGACCCAAGGACGGCGUUUAUGUGAGGGUGGUGGCGCGCUAACAUACAGACGAUACACGUGCGACUAAAAACUCAUGUCUGGGGCAAAUUCCCACCAGAUGCAGGACCUGAGUCUCUUGGUGAUUUGUGCUGCGAUUUAUUGCCCCUCUGAGAUGGAAUAUCCCAUUGGAUGGAACAAUUAAGCAGAUACUUGUCCUUUAAUAGGUAAAACCCACCAUCAUUGGAGUGUCUCUUCCACUAUAAAUAAAUGGAAUCAGGUCUUAACCACG